Molecule: messenger RNA, 8712 nt
Organism: Spodoptera frugiperda (fall armyworm)
Lineage: Eukaryota; Metazoa; Arthropoda; Insecta; Lepidoptera; Noctuidae
Gene: Ago3
Product: piwi-like protein Ago3
Exons: 17
Coding region: 161-2953 (930 amino acids)
Biological process (GO): regulatory ncRNA-mediated gene silencing
Cellular component (GO): P granule
Molecular function (GO): protein binding; piRNA binding
Source: RefSeq, a predicted model, not a curated record
UAUUGUUUUAUCUUUGACAUUUUAAAAUUAAAAAAUUAAAAUAUUCUGCCAAAUUCUACAUGCUGAAAGGGUAGAUUGUGAAAGCGUUCGUUUCUUGCAAGUUUUUAAUAUUAAUAAAAGAAAACAGUAAGAAAAAUAAGUAAUAAGUUCACAGUUCAACAUGUCGGAUCAAAUGAGGGGCCGCGGCCGUGGCCUGGCCUUGCUACAGGCUCUGAAGAAGACUCAGGCAAGCUCAUCAUGCGAUGAUGCUUCCACUAGUACUACAGAUCCUAGUACAGCUCCAAGUGUAGUUAGCGAGUCUGCUUCUACUGCCAUGUCAUCUGCCUCAUUGCCUAUGGGCACCUCAAUUGGUGGUAGAGGCAAGAUUGCAGCUAUGCUACUUGCCAAGGCUAAUGCAAACAAACCAGGAGUCCCACAAUUUGUUCCGGCAAGUGACGUUAGUCCAACACCAGCAAAGGGCGUAGGCAGAGGACUCAAGCUGUUACAGUCUCUACAAGCUGCGAAGGCUGCAGGCGCUGCCGCUGUUCCCGGCCCUUCUGGUGAAGGCAGCUCAAGGUCUGGAGUAUCACAGAUCACAGAAAAAAUGUCUAAAACAUCCAUUACCAGACCACCUGAUAACACUACUCGGGCUAAAAAAGUUUUCCGCGAAGUAAAAGAAACACCGCCAGUUGUGAAGAAGGGUGUGACUGGCAUGCCAGUAGAUGUGACAGCAAAUUACAUCUACUUGCAAUUCGAAGAAAACAGCGUAUAUGAGUAUGAUGUCAGGUUCGACCCAGAGCAGGACUAUAUGAAUUUACGCUAUAAACUUCUCGGUGAACACCAUAAGUACUUCCCAAACAAGACGUUUGAUGGUACCACCCUGUAUGUGCCACAUAAGCUGCCUGAAGAAGCUCUCCACUUGAUCUCCACUAAUCCUUAUGACAGCAGCAAAGUUAGGAUUACAAUAAUAUUCCGCAGAACACGUCGCCUGAGUGAAAUGAUACAUAUCUACAACGUAAUAUUUAGGAAUAUUAUGAACGACCUGCAGCUAGUCAGGAUCGGUCGAGAACACUUCAAUGACCGAGCUGGUAUUCCGAUACCUCAGCAUAGAUUGGAAAUUUGGCCUGGUUACGUGACAGCAGUGAGCGAAUACGAAGGAGGUUUGAUGUUGACUUUGGACUCCACACACAAAGUAAUCCGGACUCAAACAGUACUAUCAUACAUUAAGGAGACUGUCCAAUCAGAGGGAACGGGAUGGAAGAAGGCUCUCGCUGAGAGGCUGGUCGGCUGUUCAGUUAUGACUACGUACAAUAAGAAAAUGUAUAGGGUAGACAGUAUUGACGACGAGAAGACGCCAAGAUCAACGUUUGAGAAGCUUGAAAAUGGUGUACCGGUGAAGAUAAGUUACGUCGAUUAUUACAAGAAACAAUACGGUAUUGAAAUCAAGGACUGGGAUCAACCAUUGUUAAUAUCCAGGGAUUCAAAACUUUUGCCUGGCACAGAAGGUAAAACAGACUUCAUGAUAUGUUUGAUCCCCGAAUUGUGCCAGUUAACUGGCCUUACGGAUGAUCAACGAAGCAAUUUUAAAUUGAUGAAGGAUGUGGCUUGCCAUACCAAGAUAACACCGAACCAACGUCACGCAGCGUUUAAAAAGUACAUAGAAACAGUGAUGAAAAACGAAACUGCGAAGCGUAGACUAUCCGGUUGGGGUCUGAGCAUAGCUCCGGAGACUAUCAACAUAACUGCAAGGACGCUGCAACCGGAGACUUUAUUCUUCGGUAACAAUGUCCGAGUGCCAGGCAGACCCAAUGCGGAGUGGAACGGGGAGGUCACUAAGAACCAUGUGAUGCAAGCGGUCGAUAUUUAUAAAUGGGCUCUCUUGUACACGGAUAGGGACAAGAGAGUUGUUGCUGACUUUGUGGACACAUUGAAGCGAUCCUGUCGCCCAAUGGGUAUAAAUGUCAGUGACCCCGAAAUGUUUCGCCUACCGAACGACCGCACGGAUGCCUACGUCAGCGCGUUGAAGAAACUCAUUGUUCCUGACUUGCAGAUUGUGGUAGUUAUCUGCCCAACCGCUAGGGAUGAUAGAUAUGGAGUUAUCAAGAAGAUAUGCUGUGCUGAUAACCCUGUGCCGUCGCAGGUGAUAAACGCCCGUACACUGAUGAACGCGAAUAAAAUUCGUGCGAUAACUCAGAAGAUUCUUCUUCAAAUGAACUGUAAGCUGGGCGGUACUCUUUGGAACAUCAAUAUACCAUUCAAGUCAGCCAUGGUCAUUGGUAUCGAUUCCUAUCACGAUGUUUCGCGGAAGAAGCAGAGCGUUUGUGCUUUUGUCGCAUCAUACAAUCAAUCAAUGACGCAUUGGUACUCAAAGGUGGUGUUCCAAGGGCGCGGCCAGGAGAUAGCUGACCAUCUCAGAGACUGCUUCGUACAGGCCAUCAGGGUGUAUCUCAGUGUAAAUGGUAAUUUACCUGAUAGGAUUAUUAUAUACAGAGACGGUGUAGGCGACGGUGAGCUACAGGUGAUCAAAGACUUCGAAAUUCCACAAAUGCAGAUCUCUCUGUCUUCGUUCGAAGGCAGGACUGUACCAGCGAUCACUUAUAUAGUCGUACAGAAACGUAUCAACACGAGGAUAUUUUUGAAGACACCAGAUGGACUGGAAAAUCCUAACCCAGGAACUAUUGUGGACCAUGAUAUUACUAGACGUGAUUGGUACGACUUCUUAAUAGUAUCGCAGAAGGUAAACCAAGGUACAGUGACCCCAACACAUUACGUAGUUGUCCACGACGAUAGUGACAUGACGCCGGAUCAGUGCCAAAGACUGACGUACAAAUUAUGCCACCUUUACUACAACUGGCCUGGUACAGUCCGAGUGCCAGCCCCGUGCCAGUACGCCCAUAAACUGGCAUCUUUAAUUGGCAGUAGCGUACAUCAAGAGCCUGCUGAGUCGUUAGCCAACAAAUUGUACUUCUUGUAAAAAGUAUUAGUACUAAAAAGUACAUAAUAUGUUUAAUUGUGAUUCUUUGUGUAAUGUGCGCGGUAUUUUUUUGUUUGUUUGGCAUCCAAAAGCCAAUAAAGAAUGGCAGAUUAUAGUAUUUUUACUUAUUAGGGAAUGUAAAACAUUUGUUAUCUAAAUUGUCGGUCUAAUCUAAUUAUAGACUAACUUUUGUUACUUACCUUACUCAGAGUCGUUAAUAUGGUUACUUAACCGAGUUCUUAGCAAUUGUUUUCAGAACAAAAUCGUUACUAAGGAAUAGUUUAAGUAACCAUUAAAUGUCUCUGAGUAUAGUUUUUGAUCAAUUAUGUACCUAAAAGGUACCUUUUUUUUCGUACUUUUCGUGUUCAAUAUCAUUUUACGUUACUUCAUCAAACUAUCGAAUUUCGUCUCUUCAUUUAGAUCUACAUUUUAAUUUUAAUUUAACCCACCGUUUGCAAUUUUCUCCCACCUUUUAAAUUUUAAGUUAAUUUUGAAUCAAAUGGCUGAUUGAGUUAGAUUAUAUGACAAAGUCAAUUCAGUGAUUGGGUUUUAAAUAUAAAAUGUGAUUUGUUUGAUCUAAUUAUUAUAAGUAUUUGGGAUGAUUUUACUUUUAUUUUUAUAAUUUUCACUGCAAAGGUUAACUAGUUCUAUAAAUUAAUUCUUUGAGGUUAUCAAUUUAUUCUAUUUUUUUUUCUAAGUUUAAAAAUACCGCGCAUAUUGCAAGCCCACUAGUUUAAAAUCGGAGCCAUUCUUUUUUUAGUACCUAAAAUUAAGUACAUAUAGAUUUUAAGAAUUCAUUUGUCUACUCUCGUCAUAGGUCUAGAAUCUCGACUGUUUUGUCAGUAUAUUUUUUUAAACGUUCUUUUGUGCUUAACUUGUUCGGACUUUGAUAUUAAGUGAUUUUGGGACAAACGAAUCGAGUGAUGCUAUGUGUGAUUUUGAUGAGUAAAGGAGUUUAAAACGCCAGUCUUUAUGUAAAACUUAACGUGUGUGUAUACAUGUCUGUUGUAGUCAUACAAUUCCUUUGCGUUGAGAAAGUAAAUUAAGAUGUUCGAGGUGUGACCGCUUUUUUCAUUUGGAUUUCUUUGACGUGUGCCAAUACAAAUUGUAUGUAACACGCUGCAGUGUACUUAAAAUUAUAUUUACCUAUCAGGAGGGUAGGGAGGCCUUUGUCCUGCAGUGGGAUGACCUCGGCUGAAAAAAAAAAGCUGUUGGUACUGGAUUUAAGUAUCACGUUGGUAAAAGCUCCCGCUUCUGAAUUGGGUGUUAGAGUUGCCAGUGGGUGACCUUAAAGAAGACUGUUGUACAGUGGUCACGUGCCAUCCUACAUAGCGAGGCUCAAGGACCCAGGUCUUUCUAAGUAUUUGCGGUAGUGUAACAGAUGUACCGUAAGGACUUCGGCGUUGGUCUAUUGAGAGGACAGUGGCCCAUAUAGAUGUGAAUUUUGGCCACCGGGGAGGUUUUAGUGAGGUGAUAAUUCCAAAUUGUUACAAAAAAGCUAGGUGCGUUUUUAAUUGAUCAAAAAGAGUUUAUCGAGCUGCUUAUGGGCUUGAGUGCUCUAUGGUUGGCCGCAUCAUCGCUUAUCACUGGGCUACAUAGUGGCCUAUAACCCACGAAUACGAAAUUAUGUUGAAUAUCUAAAAAAAUCUUAACGCAAAUGGAUACGGUGCUCAAAAUGUAUCUCAGCUCACGUCGCAUUUAAUUUAAUAAGCGAUAUAGGUACUUAUUUAGACUUAGUUUUGUACUUAGUGCUUUUAUAAAAAUGCUAAGUUAAGCUUCCAUUUUGGUAUUAUUUCCAAACGAAUUAAUUACUUUCUUUAAGACUUGAUUCUACUAAUUCUUUGCGUGAUUUGAAAUAAUCACUGACUAAUCAAGUCGUCGAGUAUGCUCGACUAAUUUCAAGCUGCAACGGGACUCAUAAUCAUGAGCGUCUCACAGCUAACUGGUUUCUCGAGCAUUUUGAUUUGUUCAAAUUAUUAGUAGAAUCGACAUCUUCGCAUAAUUGACUAUGUACAGUACAAUUUGUAAUAAGUUUGUAUUAAGCGUAGUAUUAAAAACAAUUGGGUACGUUCCUUAGUCAAAAAUAAUUUGUUAAAAAAUCCCCGAUUCCCCAACAACCCUUAAAUUCCUUAUAAUCUCCAAAAGGCCGGCAACGUUUUUGAUAGUUCAAAAUUAGAAUUGAUUGUGACUGGUUGGAAAGUACCCAAUUGUUUAAUAUUUGUGUGAUUCUUACAUAUUAUUUUGAUGUGCCAGUAUGUUAUAGUUAAACAUCUUGUCUGAGAUUAUAAACGUUUUAUAAAGUUUGCAAAUGGUGUGUCUAUAAGAAAAUGUAUGUUAACAUUUAAGUACCUACAUUAAGAAUUUUCUAUGGAAAUGCUAGUAUGAUAGUGUUAUAUAGGAAGCAUAUCCAUAAUAGUGAAUAGAAACAGAUAGAAAUUAUUUCUUACCAAAGAAAAAGAGUAUAGUCAUUUGUUUUGUGACGGAGUACAUCUGUAGACGCUCUCUGUCCCAUACGUUAAACAGAUUUUCAACCUUAUAAUUUCACUGUUAAGUCGAAAAUCCUCUGAUGAGAUGCACACGUAAUUUGAUUUACACUUAGGAUUAUUACUUCUUAAGCUUUUCUUCAUGUUCAUGCAUCUAGUCAUAUGCAGUUAAGACCACCUUUGCUUUUUAAUACUUAUUCCUUUAUCCCAAUUACUUUUGGGCUCGUCACUAAGUCUCAACCAGUUACCCUUAGUACGAGUUUGCUUUACGAUGAACGAAAACGAAACGAGAGCGCGUUCGGCGAUCUGAUUGGCCAGUGUGAAGGAAAAAACCAAUCAGCGCUGAACGCAUCUCUUUUCGUUGUCAACAAACUGGUAUUAAGCCCUCUGAUUCGAAGAAAUGUACUAAUAUUUCUAAUUUUGGAUCAAAUCACCAAUUUCCUUGCUAGGCUCGGUUAGAGUGAUAUCACGAACUCACAGAAAACUUAGUGAUAUUUUGUAAAUUACCUUUCCUAUAAGGAGGUCUAAUAUUGACUUUUAUGUGCUCACUACACAUUAUAAAGUACCUUUUAAAGGUUACCACAAUUUAAUCUAUUUUCGAUUUUGUGAAAAUUGGGUCUAGAAUAAAAUAAUACAUAAGAAUGUCUACCAUUUACUGGAGCUCCGGCUCAAAGUAGGAGAUAGAACGGGGUGGAUUUUAGUCAGUAAGAGUCUGACACUUCCUCCCGCCUCACCCAAGGCAGGAGAAGUCAUUGGAUGAUUUUCCGCUCUCAAAAAAAAAAAAAAAAAUGUCUACGAUAUUUUGUAGACUACAUAUGUUAGUAUUUUAAUAUGUAUUAGAUAUUCGUAUCACUUAUAAGUGUGUGGCACAAAUUUUUGAUACUAUACAUGCCUAUUGGACUGAUAGGGUAUACAAAAAAUGUUUUGACUGUGUAUCUGGAUUUAGUUUGUAGGCGGCUUGGCUAAAGGGGAGGAAGGAGUAUCGAUUAUAGUCUGUCAAUCUGAUCUGAAUGUCAACCAACCUACUUUUUAUCCCACGGGAACGCGAACGAAGCCGCUGGCAGAAGGUAGUCAAGAAAUAAUUGUAUCAAGGAAAAACGCUAGUGGCUCCGUCUCUUUGUUCCCAAGUGUCCAAGACUUACUAUACAAUACAUAUAGAGAUGUGAUGUAUACAUAAAAAAUGUACUUUGUACUUUUGUACAGCGAACUCCACUAAAUAAUACAUUUUGUAUAGAUACAGUCAAACCAUUCCAAUUGAACAAAUAAAAACAUUUUUGAAAGUACCUAUUACCAUAACACGCCCAAAUUGACAAAUGUUAGUUCUGUAAGCCAAAAUGAACAGUAGCGACAAACUGUAAAAUAUAUUGUAACAGUUCAACCAUAUGCGUCCUUCUUGACGUGGGAAACUGUCUUGAAUACCGAAAGAAAUAUACUCAAGAAUAACGCAAUUGUAACUCCUUUUUUGUUGCGGACGUCCACGGGUGGCGCUGUGAUCGCUUUUAAUCAGGUGAUCCGUCUGCUCGUUUGCCGCCUAUCCCAAAAAGUAGAAUAAGAAAUGGUUUACAUUUCUUGCCAUUACAGUAUAAUUAGUAUUUUAUAAGUGGAAACAAUAAUUAUGACUUUAGUAAAAAUGGCAGCCAAAGAUGCGUAUUACAUGGAUAAGUAAUUUGUAAAAUUAGUUUUAAUUCCUCAGUAAUAUUUUCUUUUCAGAACCAACUAUAGGCAAUCUUUUGGCAUUAUUAUUUUUCUGUAAUUUUUCAUUUAACUGAUUUAGAAUUUUUUAUUUAAAUCGCAUGUAACUUGUAUUCUAAAAUACAAGAAGACUAACUGCCGAUCUUAUGCAAAAUCUCAGGAUCGAUUGUGAUUUUUUUAUUAGUACUGUUCGAAAUCGAAAUUCUAUUUAGUACUUUAGUUCUUAAAUUUAGUUUUUAAUUCUAAGUUUAUUAUUGGCGGCGCUAGUGAGGUGAAAAGUAAAAUUUCGCAAUCAGGCUCAUUGAGAGGACAAUUGGCUUGAAUAUGCAAAUAAUCACUUUUGUACUGCGGGAGAGCCAUUCUUCGGCAUCGAUAGUCAGGCUCGACUGGAGUGAUGUCCAGGACCUCACAUGAAACAGACCUGCGUUGAACACUACAGUGAAAUAUCACAUGAGUCCAAAAAGCCGGCAACGCACUACUCUGGUGUUACGGGAGUCCGUGGAAGGUGCUGAUUCUUACCAUCAGGCUAUGCGUCUGCUCUGUUGCCACCAUUUCUAUAAAAAUAUUGUUCACAAGACUUAACACAACACUAGCGCCUCUAGCGGUGUAAAAACACCUCAUUUCAGUGUGAUCUGUUUGGCUACCUCGAAAUGACUCAAAUAUUCGUAAGUUUUUGUUGUUAUUUACUUUUAUAUUUUAUUAUAAAUUUCCAUUUCAUUCGUUUAGAUUAGGCCAUAUUAAAAUUAUCAUUGAACUUUAUCUUUAAUUUUAAAGAUUAAGUUGUAAGUUACUGAUUCAACAUUCCUUGUAUUAAGUUCUAGCUUAAGUUACUUUAAAAUAAAUCGAAUAUUGACUUCUAAACUGUAUUUUAUAUUUUUUUCUUAUUUUGUGAUUGAACUCAUUAUUGAUUAUGAACAGAUACGCUCCAAAAUCCUUUUUACUGUGUUGUUAGAAAAAGAAAAAACUGCAACUAUGCUCUCAGAUGUACACAGCUGUAACUUCAACAACUUUUACCAUACAAUAUUUUACCAUAACUGCUCGAAGCCUCGAAGCAGGCGUUGGAUCAGGGUGGUUUUUAGUCAGUAAGAGUUACAUUCCUUCAUGCUUCAACCAAGGUAGGAGGAGUCAUUUGAUUGUGAAUUAAUGUUGAUCACUGAAAAUGUUCUGUCAUUCUAAUGACAUUUUAUUUACAUAACAUUUUAAUGUGAAAAUGUUCUGUCAUUAGAAUGACAGAAAAUUUUCACAUCAGUGAAAACUACAGUGAAUGUCUACAACUACUAGUGACUGUCUACAGUCUGACCAUUCUUUACACGUAAUAAAGCUAGUUUGAUAAUACUAUAUGUCGUACCUAAUUAAGAAUUAAUAGGUAAUGUACGUGAAUGAUUGUAAGAUUGAUAAAUAAGCAGUAAGUUUGUAAUAACCGUGAUUAAGUACGUACGUAUACGCACACCUUAAAAUGUAAGGGUUGUCAGAAUAUUUUUGUAUGUGGUCGAUUGCGAUUUGAAAGUUAGUAUGUAUCUAUUAGAGAUUUUUUAUGAGGAGAUAUUGUCUUAUUUGAAAUAAAACUUUAGUACAAAAUUCUUC